UCUCCGAACAGCACGCUGUAAUGACUUCAUCUAAGCCUCAGCUGUGGGGACACGUCUAUUGAUGGUUUCAUCUGAGCACUGUGAUAGUGAAAGAGUUGAGCAAUGACCAUAGUUGACAAAGCUUCUGAAUCUUCAGACCCAUCAACCUAUCAGAAUCAACCUGGCAGUUCUGAGGCCGUCUCACCUGGAGACAUGGAUGCAGGGUCUGCCAGCUGGGGUGCUGUGUCUUCACUGAAUGAUGUUUCAAAUCACACACUUUCUUUAGGACCAGUACCUGGUGCUGUAGUUUACUCAAGUUCAUCUGUACCUGAUAAAUCAAAACCAUCACCACAGAAGGAUCAAGCCCUAGGUGAUGGCAUUGCUCCUCCACAAAAAGUUCUUUUUCCAUCUGAGAAGAUUUGUCUUAAGUGGCAACAAACUCAUAGAGUUGGGGCUGGGCUCCAGAAUUUGGGCAAUACCUGUUUUGCCAAUGCAGCAUUGCAGUGCUUAACGUACACGCCACCUCUCGCCAAUUACAUGCUAUCACACGAACACUCCAAGACAUGUCAUGCAGAAGGAUUUUGUAUGAUGUGUACAAUGCAAGCACACAUUACCCAGGCACUCAGUAAUCCUGGGGACGUUAUUAAACCGAUGUUUGUCAUUAAUGAGAUGCGGCGUAUAGCUAGGCACUUUCGUUUUGGAAACCAAGAAGAUGCCCACGAAUUCCUUCAGUACACUGUUGAUGCUAUGCAAAAAGCAUGCUUGAAUGGCAGCAAUAAAUUAGACAGACACACCCAGGCUACUACGCUCGUCUGUCAGAUAUUUGGAGGAUACCUAAGAUCUAGAGUCAAAUGUUUAAAUUGCAAAGGCGUUUCAGAUACUUUUGAUCCAUAUCUCGAUAUAACACUGGAGAUAAAGGCUGCUCAGAGUGUGAACAAGGCGCUGGAGCAGUUUGUGAAGCCCGAGCAGCUGGACGGCGAGAACUCCUACAAGUGCAGCAAAUGUAAAAAGAUGGUUCCAGCUUCAAAGAGAUUCACCAUACACAGAUCCUCCAAUGUUCUUACUCUUUCUUUGAAACGCUUUGCAAAUUUUACUGGUGGAAAAAUUGCUAAGGAUGUGAAAUAUCCUGAAUAUCUUGAUAUUCGACCAUACAUGUCUCAACCAAACGGAGAACCAAUUAUUUAUGUUUUGUAUGCAGUACUGGUACACACUGGUUUUAAUUGCCAUGCUGGCCAUUACUUCUGCUACAUAAAGGCUAGCAAUGGCCUCUGGUAUCAGAUGAAUGACUCCAUCGUAUCUACCAGUGAUAUCAGAUCGGUACUCAGUCAACAAGCGUAUGUUCUCUUUUAUAUCAGGUCCCAUGAUGUAAAAAAUGGAGGUGAACUUACUCAUUCCGCCCACAGCCCCGGCCAGUCCUCUCCCCGACCCGUAAUCAGUCAGCGCGUCGUCAACAACAAACAGGCCGUGUCAGGGUUCAUCGGACCACAGCUUCCUUCUCACAUGAUAAAGAACUCACCACACCUGAAUGGGACCGGAUCAUUGAAAGAAACGCCGAGCAGUUCCAUGUCGAGUCCUAAUGGAAAUUCCAAUGUCAACAGGGCUGGUCCUGUUAAUGCUUCAACUUCUGUUCAAAACUGGUCAGUUAACAGGUCCUCAGUUAUUCCGGAACAUCCCAAGAAACAAAAAAUCACGAUCAGUAUUCACAACAAGUUACCUGUUCGUCAAGGUCAGUCUCAGCCUAACCUUCACAGCAAUUCUUUGGAGAACUCUACCAAGCCUGUUCCCUCUUCUACCAUUACCAGUUCAUCUGCAAUACAGUCUACCUCGAGCACGCCUACCACGCCCGUUUCCAGUCAAGUUACAAAGCAGAUGGCCCCGAGUGAGUCCUGCUCCAAGCCCGUGAUGAAUGGCAAGUCCAAGCUGAGUUCAAGUGUCCUGGUCCCUUACGGUGCCGAGUCCUCAGAAGAGUCUGAUGAGGAGGCAAAGGGCCUAGGCAGGGAGAACGGUCUAGGUACGGUCGAGAACUCAAAUUCUUCUGCUCUGGAUGCUGAAGAAGACGAGACCUCUCCGCAUGAGCUUCGAGAACUUGUGUCUCUAAAUGGUGCUAAUAGUACAGACAGUGACCUGAAAGAAAAUGGUCUGUCAUUUGAUGGUGCCAGUUGCCAAGUCCAGCCUGCUCCGCACUCAGAAAAUCCCUUUUCUAAGGCCAAUGGUCUACCUGGAAAGUUGAUGCCUGCUCCUUUGCCACCUCUCCCAGAAGACAAAAUCUUAGAGACCUUCAAACUCAGCAACAAAGGGAAGGGCUCGACAGAUGAACCAAGUGCAACUGGAACAGAGGGAAGCCUGACAGAGCAUCCCGAGGUAGGACUGGAGCCCGGCAGCCCCCCUCCGGACCCCCGGGAGAAGCUGGAGACAGUCACGAGUCUUAGCAGCAAAUUGAAGAAGGCUGUGCCACUCCUGGACCCCAGCAUCAAAUCUACCAAAGAAGUCGUCUCUGAAAGCAUUUCAGCAAAACCUGAGGAGUCUUUCCCCACUGUCAACCAUCUUUGUAAUGGCAACAAGAGUACCGCUGGGGACGAUCACCUGUCUGAACUGUGUGACCCUGGGAAUUUAACAGGUGAUGAGAGCAAAGCAUCCCAGGAUGUAACAGGGACAUUAACAGAGAGUCCCCGGGACUCGGCAGCAGUGGAAGCCACGGGGCGGCUGAGCCCGAGUCCCUUGGCAUGUUCCAGGGGUGACAGUGAGCAGGAACCCUCAGUUUACAGCAGCCGAGACAAGUGCACGAACACUGAAGACGUGUCUGGAAUCACGGGUGUGCCUGCAGACGGGCUGCCCUCUCCUCAGCUGGACAGAGUUACAGAAAACCGUUCAGAAGGGGGUGGAAUUCCCGAACCAAGUCCUGGGGAGCCAUGUGAAGAAAGUAAGGCUGGGCAGAAAGUCCAGGAGCAUUCUCCAGUUAAGGAAAAAAUCAGCAGCCUCCGCAAAGUUGACCGAGGACACUAUCGCAGCCGGAGAGACCGCUCCUCCAGCGGGGAGCACGCGAGGGACAGCAGGAGCAGGACGGAGGACCGCUACCACGGGAGGCGGCACUCCUACACGCGGGAGCGUGCCCUGCAGGCCCGCUACAGGCCCGAGCACUGCGGCGGGGGCCCGCACCACCCUUGCCAGCACCGAGGCCUGGCCAGGCACCACCGCCACCACUCCCGGAGCACAGGAGGGUCCGACCAGGACUGGGGCAGGUACCACCACUCGGAAAGGGAGCACUCCUGGGGCCGGGAGAAGUACUACUCAGACAAAAUGAGGUGGGACAAAUGCAGGUAUUACCAUGACAGGUACACCCCGUACACGGCAAGGGAGGCGUGGGAGUGGAGGCCUUUGCACGGGGACCGAGACUGUGAGCGAGACUGUGAGCGAGUGGGUCAGCAUGGCGGCCGGCCGUACAAGGACUACUAUAAAAGCAGAAAGGGCUAUGAGCUGGUUGCCAAAGAGAGGGAACGCCCCCACUUCAGCAGCCCCCGGGCAGGCCCAACCCACGCCCUGCCCCCCUACCCUGAGAAGUACGCCCACGAGAAAAUGGCUCUGGUACCCGAAGGCAGCGGUUGUCACCUCGCCGAUCGCUUUCACGACCACGAAACUGUCAAGUCACGAAAACGGAGGUACGAUAGUAUAGAGCAUAAUGACACACACGUAGAAAAGAAAGCCUGGAGAAGCUUGCAAAGGGACCCUUUGGAAGAACCUAAAGUGAAGAAGCACAAAAAAUCAAAGAAGAAAAAGAAAUCCAAAGACAAACACCGAGAGCGAGACUCCAGGCAUCAGCAGGACUCAGAUCUCUCAGUAGCAUACUCUGAUGCUGACAUCCACAGACACAGAAAAAAGAAGAAGAAAAAGAAGAGACAUUCAAGAAAAUCCGAGGACUUUGGUAAAGAUCCAGGACUGCACUUAGCUAAGGCCGCCAGCUCUGAGACUGCUGGCCGUGCCCGGAGAGCGGACGGCGGCCGCCCCCUCGCCGAGGGCCCGCCUCUGGAAGGUGUGGGCCCUUUGCGCGAGAAGGCAGAACGCUUAAGGAUGGAGAGCAGGGAUGGCAGGUGUUACCCGUCUGAGUGUGGCCAGGGUGACUGAGAACUUGGCCUCACACACAGAGUUCACUAGUUAUGAUUCAACAUGUUCAACAGAAGCCAUCCCCAACCCAGCUUAAAUUAUAAAUAUAGAAAAUAACUUUGUUCAAAUCUGCGUGGUGCUUCUUUAGUAAAUACUGUACAGAUUUUACCAUGGAGAACUUUUUUUUUAGUUUUUACCUUUUCUUAAUUACCCUUAUUCCAAAUGGAUGAACACUUUCUACAACUGCUGAGCAUUGUAAAAUACCAUGUAUAUAAGUCACAUUAAAAAUACCGCCCUGGAAUAGAACAUCUCAAAUGCUGCUUAAUCACAGACUCAGGUUGAUCACUCGUAUUCCAUGUGAUGCUCCUCCAAGUCAGACAUCCGGUCCAAGACCAGCCGGGAAGCCAUGGGAUUGUUAAAGUAAACAACUGACAGUAUGUAUAUUUAAUUUAAAGACUUAUUUAAAGACCCACAAGCUCUCAACUAGACUUUUGAGAGCAGUCUGUUUUCUGUAAUGUCUGAUACUAGAAACUAAUUUGCUUCAUAUUUUAGUUGUACUCGAGAUUUGAAGGUGUAUUUUAUAGACAAGUUCUGUUUUUGAACUUUGUGGAACUAUUCCAAUCAAUUUACCAGUUA
Molossus molossus (Pallas's mastiff bat) is the source of this 4713-nucleotide messenger RNA. RefSeq names its product ubiquitin specific peptidase 42 (gene USP42). The transcript has 18 exons. NCBI's taxonomy places the organism in Eukaryota, Metazoa, Chordata, Mammalia, Chiroptera, Molossidae. The coding region runs from base 103 to 4098 and encodes 1331 amino acids. Gene Ontology annotation, cellular component: nucleus; cytosol. Gene Ontology annotation, biological process: protein deubiquitination; regulation of apoptotic process. The record is from RefSeq and is a predicted model, not a curated record. Gene Ontology annotation, molecular function: cysteine-type endopeptidase activity; cysteine-type deubiquitinase activity.